AUGACUGCCCUUCUGGUCACCAUUGUUAUUUAUGCAACCUUCCGUGGUUUUAGAAACAUUCCUGGCCUAAACAUUCUCUUCCUAUCUGUGGCUCUUUUCACAGCACAGUUGCUGAUGUUGAUUGCCCCUUCUACUGAAAAGGAACCAAUAGUUUGCAAGAUAUUCGCCAUUGGCAUGCACUACUUUUUCUUGGCAGCAUUUCUCUGGAUGAACGUCAUUGCUAUUGAUGCCUGGUCCACGUUUUCGAGAAAACUUAUUCGGGUCAAGGAACCAAGACAGAAAAACAGACAAUUUCUGAUGUAUAGCAUGUAUGCCUGGAUGUCCCCUCUUGUUCCAAUCGUCUCGGCCUUGACACUGGACUAUGUGGAUCCUGCAUCUGUGUUUUCUCCUGGGUAUGGACUAGGAAUAUGUUGGAUUACAAGGAAGUUAUCACUCUUGAUCUUCUUUGCUGCACCGCUUGCCAUGGUUGUUGUUCUAAAUACCAUCUUCUUCAUCUGCACAUCAACCACGAUUUGUUCUGUCAAGAUAUCCUCGGCCCGGACCCUUGGACCUGAACAAAGAAAUGAGUUUCUGAUCUACGUCAAGCUAUUCAUUGUGAUGGGUCUAACCUGGGGCUUUGGGUUCCUGUCAGCUUUUGUCCCCCAUCCAGUCACCACGUACCUCUACAUCGUCACCAACACACUCCAGGGGCUCUUCAUUGGGAUCUCCUUCGUCUGUACCAGAAAGGUGCUUCGACACCUGCAAGACUACAGAGACCGGUUUGAUAGACAACGGACAAAUGACCAACACUUUUCAACUUUCAACACCCAAAGCACGCAUAUGUAA
Molecule: messenger RNA, 825 nt
Organism: Haliotis rufescens (red abalone)
Lineage: Eukaryota; Metazoa; Mollusca; Gastropoda; Lepetellida; Haliotidae
Product: G-protein coupled receptor Mth2-like
Exons: 1
Coding region: 1-825 (274 amino acids)
Biological process (GO): G protein-coupled receptor signaling pathway; cell surface receptor signaling pathway
Cellular component (GO): membrane
Molecular function (GO): G protein-coupled receptor activity
Source: RefSeq, a predicted model, not a curated record